Molecule: messenger RNA, 1110 nt
Organism: Zophobas morio
Lineage: Eukaryota; Metazoa; Arthropoda; Insecta; Coleoptera; Tenebrionidae
Product: NF-kappa-B inhibitor-like protein 1
Exons: 5
Coding region: 1-1110 (369 amino acids)
Biological process (GO): canonical NF-kappaB signal transduction
Molecular function (GO): protein binding
Source: RefSeq, a predicted model, not a curated record
AUGUCACGCAAAAACUCUUUUUUUAAAGCGGCUAAAAAGGGAUCUUUAAAAGCUUUUAAAAAAGCAACAAAAAGACUUAAAGGGGCAAAGCUCCAUAAAUUAGAUAAAAAAUUUACAAAAGGUUCUUGUGCUUAUAACAUAAAUGUAAAGGAUUCUUUUGGCUGGACGGCCUUGCACUACGCUGCUCGUUGGGGGCAUCAUGGUAUAGUUAAAGAGUUGCUGAAAAAAGAAAAUGCUUAUUGCGAUCCCAUAAACGAUUUUUUAGAGACCCCUUUACACUUAUCAGUUCUAUAUGACCAUCCGAGGAUACAACUAUUACUACUAAAGCACGGCGCCAAUCCCAAAGCAAAGGAUGCAAACGGUCUGACGCCUGAACAACUAUACACUUCCAAGUAUGAAAAGUUUGUAACUAGGCAGCCAUGGGAAAUUAAAGAACAUAAACUUGAUAGUGAAGUUUUAGAACACCACUUUCAAGAAAAAAUUUUAAAUGCGCUGGAUCAAGACAAUUAUGAUGUUUCAUGGAAGUUUACGUUUGAAGAAUACGAAGCACAAAAAAGUCUGGAGCCCGAAUCCGAUGAUCACUGGGCAGAUAGAAUGAGAGUGGAGUUUGAGCGUAAAUACUGCGCUUACACUUUGAAAAAAAAAAGUGCUGGUGUAAAAAAAGCGAAAACGGGUUGCUCUACCAACAAAAUAGAGGAAGGCCAUUGGCUUUUGUUGGAAGCUUAUAAUAAACAUAACGAUACCGAUACUAACACAAGGUGGCGUGAAGAUUACGAAAGUAAAUGGGCAAGAUGGACAGAAAGCCUUAACUCUUUACAAUGUGAAAAUGAUGGCAGACAAAAACAGCUGAAAUAUUCUGAUAUACCGUGGCCAUACUUAGACGGGGAGCUGUCGGCAGAGAAGUUGCUACUAGGCGAUAUAAAAUGUACGAACCCAGCAGUUAUAAAGAAAAAAAUAAAAAAAGAAAUUUUGCGCUGGCAUCCGGAUAAAUUUCUCACGGAAGAUCUGCUUAAAAUGUUCAAAGAGGACGAAAAGGAACUUAUUAUUGAAAAAGUGAAUCAACUGGUGCAGGACCUCAUUAACUUAAAAGCUCGCUACAGUGAAAAGUAA